Molecule: messenger RNA, 1606 nt
Organism: Hyaloscypha bicolor E
Lineage: Eukaryota; Fungi; Ascomycota; Leotiomycetes; Helotiales; Hyaloscyphaceae
Product: NUDIX domain-containing protein
Exons: 1
Coding region: 427-1215 (262 amino acids)
Molecular function (GO): 8-oxo-dGDP phosphatase activity
Source: RefSeq, a predicted model, not a curated record
AGACUGGCCGGCCAUGGGUCGAAACGCAAAAUAUCGACAAGAGUGGGGGAGGCUCGGCUUCGACUGGGGUUGCCGAUCAGUAUGCUAUUUCAUAUCCUCACUCCCUAGCAUCCGUUCGACGUCCAACACGCAAUUCACUUCUGUACCCGCGCCGGACGCGUUACUCCGUUCCUAAAGUGUUGGUAAAAGUGGACUAUCAGCUCACAAUGGGCUAUGAAUCUAGGAAGCCGAGAGGGUUCCUCGACCUGAUCAAUGCAGUUGAUAAGUAUAUUUCACCCCCCCAAUACCUCUUCCCCAUCCCAUUCAUCUGAGUGCUGAUAUAUUCCUUGUCAGUUUCCCCAUUCCGACUAUGACACGCUCUACAAGCUCCUCCUUCCUGAUGAUCCUCGUCCACACGGCUUCAUGCUCGCGUCCACAGUCUCAAACAUGCCAUGGUCCUCUGACUUCGCCAUCGACCAUGGAACUCGCACAGUGCAACUACUUAGGACAUCCGACAGCGAAAAUACAGCGAAAGCAUGCACCAACGCCUUUCAGAACACAAUCGAUGUAGCCAUAGAUGCCGAUAUUUUCCCUAUCCUACAUGGCGACCAUAGCGAGAUGUACAAAAUUAUCGGCGCGAACUACUUUAUAUGCUUAGAGCGGUUUGCAGCGCCAUUGUUCGGGAUCGCUACUCAGGGCGCCCAUAUGAACGCAUACGUGAACACGUCUGCAGGCCUGAAGAUAUGGGUCGGUCGCCGAAGCACCCAUUUGUUCACCUACCCAAACAAACUUGACACCACUGUUGCUGGGGGAAUAAAGGCUGAGCAUUCACCACUUGAGUGUAUUAUUGCCGAGGCUGACGAAGAGGCAUCACUACCAGCUGAUUUUGUCAGAAAGAAUGCUCGUGCCACUGGUACCAUCAGCUAUGUUACGAAGAACACCAAUACUGGCCUGAUUCAUCCAAACGUCUUAUACAUAUUCGAUAUCGAGUUGCCCCCCACAAUGAUACCCAAACCACAAGACGAUGAAGUGUCGGAGUUCUACCUUCUUAGUAUGGAAGAAGUCGAGCAAGCCAUGUUGUGGCAAGAGUUCAAGCCGAAUUGUGCGCUCGUCAUGAUUGACUUUGCCAUUCGACAAGGCAUCAUUACACCAGAAAAUGAAGACGAUUAUGUUGAGAUUACGACAAGGUUACGAAGGAUGCUGCCUGUACCUACCAGAUCACAGAAGGGGAUAUAGUAGGCAAAAGAGAUUACUAUAUAAGUAUUUCGAGAAUAUGUCAAGAUCAACUCCCAUCUACACGCCCGCAUUCCAGGCCAUCAUUUUCAGUUCGUGGGCUUUUGCACAUGCUCAAGUAUGUUACUCGAACUUUUGUCAUUUAAAGGAUAAUUCCAUGAAACCAGUACUCCGGAAAAGGGGUUAUUUAAUUAUGGGCAAUACGGCCUCCGAGAGACCCAAAAAUUCCUGGGAUUCCUCCUAAAGGUUAUGGAAUUUAUAACCAUUCAUGAUAUAGAGAGUCAUCCUCUUAGUAUCCGGUAACAAUAUCGCUAGGUUAUAAUACCUACCAAUUUCGGGAAUAGUAGCAGCCUUGCCAGACUCGAAGCUCUUCUCGGAUAUGAAGGUUUUUAAA